AUGGCUGCCACUACUCCCCGAGGACGUCUCCAAGGCAAAAAUGCCAUUAUUACAGGUGCUGGCGGUGGCAUCGGUCUUGAGACAAGUAUCCUCUUCGCUCGCGAGGGUGCCAAUGUCCUCAUGGCCGAUGUUUCCGAGCCCGCUCUUGCCAAGGCAUUGGCCAAAGUGAAGGAAGUAGUUCCUGGUGCCCCUCGAGUUGAGUCGAUCCGAUGUGAUGUGUCCAAGGAAUCGGACGUACAGGCAAUGGUUGAGUCACAGGAUAGCUGGGGAGGCACCGAUGUGAUCUUCAACAAUGCCGGAAUUAUGCACGCCAACGAUGCAGAUGCUAUCGAUACCCCCGAGAAGAUCUGGGAUCUCACACACAACAUCAACGUCAAGGGAGUCUGGUUCGGCAGCAAGCAUGCCGUGCUCAGUCUGCGUCGUCACAAGAAGACCCGUGGCAGUAUCAUCAACACAGCUAGUGUCGUUGCCUUAGUUGGCGCUGCCACUCCCCAGCUUGCGUACACUGCGAGCAAAGGUGCGGUUCUAGCGAUGACUCGGGAGUUGGCUAUCGUUCAUGCCCGUGAGGGAUUCCGUUUCAACGCUCUGUGCCCCGCCCCCCUGAACACCCCUCUUCUGCAAGACUGGCUGGGUGAUGACCAGGCCAAGCGAUUCCGUCGGGAGGUGCACUUCCCCACUGGCCGUUUUGGUGAACCCAUUGAGCAGGCCCAUGCUGUUGUUUUCCUGGCUAGCGACGAGAGCAGCUUUGUGAACGGAACAGACUUUGUGGUUGAUGGUGGAAUGACCAAGGCUUAUGUUACACCGGAGGGUCCAGCAACCCCUGCGCCUCAGAACAAUGGUCUUGCUUCAAUACUCUACAAAAUAUACAUCAUGUCUCAGUUUGCUUUUCCUGGUGCGAACAAAUACGGAAAUCCUCCAACCCCCAGUUUCAAAGCUCGGAAUGGGCGGGUACUGAUUCCUCUAAUGGCCACAAUUGGUCUCGGUUUCGGCGCAUAUAACUAUUACGUCGCAGCCAAGUCGCGGCAGGAACAAUCUAUGCUGGAGGAACAGGAACGCCUGGCGCGAAACCAACAGUUGAUGGACGCAUACGGCGACAAGAACAGUCUGCAUGAUGUUCAACAUGCACUUGACACAUACAAGGUCCGGUGA
Penicillium griseofulvum is the source of this 1149-nucleotide messenger RNA. Its product is annotated as putative short-chain dehydrogenase/reductase family protein. Gene Ontology annotation, molecular function: oxidoreductase activity. NCBI's taxonomy places the organism in Eukaryota, Fungi, Ascomycota, Eurotiomycetes, Eurotiales, Aspergillaceae. The record is from RefSeq and is a predicted model, not a curated record. The coding region runs from base 1 to 1149 and encodes 382 amino acids. The transcript has 7 exons.